Necator americanus (New World hookworm) is the source of this 639-nucleotide messenger RNA. RefSeq lists its product as uncharacterized. The transcript is spliced from 7 exons. NCBI's taxonomy places the organism in Eukaryota, Metazoa, Nematoda, Chromadorea, Rhabditida, Ancylostomatidae. The coding region runs from base 1 to 639 and encodes 212 amino acids. Gene Ontology annotation, biological process: cell wall macromolecule catabolic process; signal transduction; innate immune response. Gene Ontology annotation, molecular function: lysozyme activity. The record is from RefSeq and is a predicted model, not a curated record.
AUGUGGUCUGUCAUAGUUUUCGUUACGCUCCUCGGCACUGCCGCUGCUACCACUGGACUCGAUGCAAUUCAGCCAAUGUCAUCCAGCACUUUCACGUGCUUAAAAAACAAUGGCUACACUUUCUUCAUCGCCAGAGCAUGGGAGAGCAUUGGAAAUUAUGAUGAGACUGGAAUCCAGAACAUGAAAAAUGCACGUGCAGCCGGUUGGGAAUACGUUGACGCAUAUAUUUUCCCGUGCUUGAAAAGCACAUGCGCUGCACCGGCUGCACAGGUUGAGGCAACUGUGAAUCGUCUCAAUGCCGAGGGUGCUAAGUUUGGCAUGAUCUGGCUUGAUAUUGAGAUCUACGCCUGGUCAAGUGAUGUCACUUCCAACAGAAAUUUCAUCAAUGCCAUGGGUAACCAACUUAAUGCCAUGGGUGUGAAAUGGGGAAUUUACACAAACAACAACAACUGGGCUAACAUUGUUGGAAUUAGCUGGAACCAAUGGGCAAGCAAACCCCUCUGGUGGGCCAACUACAAUGGACAUCAGGAUUACACUAACUUUGUUCCAUUCGGCGGAUGGUCAAAGCCAUCAAUCCACCAAUAUGCUGGAGAUUACAAAGGACCCUGCAGUGUUGACAUGGAUUUGAACUGGUAUUAA